UCAGACGGAGCGCACGUCUCUGGUCCCCAGUGAAAAGUUAAAAACUAGUGCUGUGUCCAGUUUCGUGAUUCCAGAAAAGAACAGAAACAAAAAUCGUGGAAAUGUAAAUAAUAAAACCAGCCAGACAAGAAGAACUUAAAAUUCGAAAGCUCAGCGAUAAGUGUGGACUAAAGUGCGAUCGAGAGUCGACAAAUUUCCAAUUUUCUUUUCAUUUGUGCAUGAAAAAUGUUUUUAUUUUUUUGGGUUUUUAAACUUGAUUUCUUGUAAUACCUUAAAGUGUGCAUAUACUCUCUGAAUGUUAACUGCUAAUUCAUUGGCAAAUAAACACAUCUAAGUGCGAAAGUUAUUUCCAAAAACAAAACAAAAAUCAACAACAUCGCUACGAGGGACAGUUAAAGAGUUACCUGUUACUCGAGUGCGUUUGCCUUCCCUUUGCUUCUAUUUGUUUAUCCGCAGCACUUGCCGUUGUCAUGCCUCAUCAUCAUCAGCCGACGAGCAGCCAAAACAAUUUGACAUUUCUAAAAUCGAAUUACAAAUUCAAGCGCAGAGAGAUGGCCAGAAUUCGCGCACUUCCUGCGACGAAGACAACGCCAUCGACGACGACAGCGACGACAGCAACAUCGGAAGAGCAAACACCAAAACAAUUAGCGGCAACAAUGUCAAAGACGUCAGCAGCAGCAUCAACAUCGACACAAUUGGCAAGAGCAACUAGCCACGAAUGUAGAACAAUUCUAAGUUUAUUUAUAGUAAGCGCAUGGAGCUUUUUCCAAGAGUUGGCCAAUUGCUGCUGGCAGGAUGAAGAUCGCUGUCUUGGCCAUGGCCGUGACGUCAAUGCGUCGUCCGAUUGCUCUGACGAGGUGUCAAUGGCACGUGAGCAACAGCAACACCACCAGCAGCAAUAUCAGCAGCAACACGAAUACUUGGCCAGUUCUAGUCCAAUAAAAAGCAUGCACUGCACGAGAGCAACACCAGCAGCAACAUCAACAGGCACUGCAGCAACAUCAGCCGACACAGCAGCAACACCGGGAGCAGUACCAGCACCAGCAGCAGCAACUUCUGGCCAUCAGUUAUUGGCUGGACAGCCUUUGAUGGCUCUGUUAAUUGGAUUGCUGCUACUGAAUUUUCGCCUGGCGGCGGCUGGCACUUGUUGGCAGACGCAUCUGGGCAGUGGCAAGUGCGGCCAGGUCUUCUCCACGAACAUCUCGAGGUCGGAGUGCUGCGGCGCCAGCCAGAGUUUCUCCUACACGGAUCGCGAACUGAGCAGCGUGGAGUACUUCUUUGCCACGGCCAUUGGCGGCGGUGUAGAGUGCUCACCCUGCAUGGAGAGCUGCAAGGGCUUUAAGUGCGGACCCAACAAGAAAUGCGUAAAGCGCAAGGGACGGCCAAAAUGCGUUUGUGCCCCAGAAUGUGGAGCAGCUUUACGUCGCAGGACGCAGAAGCAGGAUAUGAAGCCACCUCGUGAAUCCCGUAGUCUAAGUAGCGAAAAUUCCAACUUCAAUUUAGGUUUAGACGGCGGCAGGCAACGCCAACGUGUUGAUAACCAAAGAAAGCAUCUGCUGCCCCGCGAAACGAAGCACCGGAGACUUUUGAUCAUAGACAGCAGCAAUUUGCCAGAUCAGCCCACAAAUACAAAUAGCAGACGCGGCCGGGUGGAGAUGACAGGCUAUGAGAGGCGCAGACACAGAAACGGCAACAGCCAUGGCAAACACUUAACAAGAUCAAUGACGACAGGAGCCAAUGACUCGUCCCCGGCUGAGGCUGGGGCAGAGACUGAGGCUGAGACUGAGGCAGACAAGACGCCUGCGCAGUUGCCUGCCGCAGACUCAAUCUUGGCUCAGUCUAGACGCAACUUGGCAAAUGCUAAUGAACCCGCCAACGACAUUAAUAGACAGUCGACUCGAGUCAGACACCAGCAUGCCAGACGCAUCGAGCAUGCUCCAAAUCUAGACAAUGGGCAAAGGAAAAGGCAGUCGGAGGAGCUCCACCAGCAGCCGAACCAGAAGGUGGAGGAUCGAAUGGAUACAGAAGCCCAGUCAGCGAAUACCACAAUGUCUGGGUCUGGGUCGUCGAAUCAUCGUCGAAUCUUUCAGUUGCAACGCGGAAGUGAAUCGGCUGCGUCAUCGGACCACGCUAAUGCCAAUGACUUGGCUCUUCUGGGCGGAAUCUACGAGCCCCUGCCGUCGCAGCAACAGCAAAUGCAACAGCAGCAGCAGCACACGAAUCCGGUUUGUGGCACCGACGGACGCACCUACAACACCGAGUGCCAGCUGCGCAAGCGCGCCUGCCGCACCAACAACGCCCAACUGGAGGUCGCCUAUCGGGGCCACUGCAAGAACAGCUGCAGUGGAGUCCAGUGCUUAAAUGGCUUGACCUGUGUAGAGGAUCAGUAUAUGAUGCCCCACUGCAUCACCUGCCAGAUAGAGUGCCCCUGGGACAACCUGGAUGUGGACUCCAGUGGCUAUGAUGAGCGACAGGCGGUGUGUGGCGUUGAUGGGAAUACAUACAGGAGCGUUUGUGAUAUAAAUCGAAUGAUUUGCAAAAUUGGGCGUUCCAUUGCCGUGGCAUAUCCGGGACCAUGUCGAGCUGGCCGCUUGAGCUGUGCGGACAUCAAGUGUGGGCCGAAGGAUAACUGCCUGGUGGAUCUGCAGACGCGCCAGCCGCGGUGCGUGUCCUGUCGCUACAAAUGUCCACGGAAGCAGCAGCGACCGGUACACAAAAUAUGUGGCUACAAUAACCAUACAUAUAACUCGUGGUGCGAGAUGCACAAGCACUCCUGCGAAUCCCGGUACUUCAUUGGAGUUAAGUCCCAGGGUAGCUGCUAGAGGAUCGGAUACUUCUCCCGGUCACAUUAUGUAGCGUGUUCUUUCGUAGUUCCAACAUCCAAAGAUUCUCGUUGUGCGUUUUCGUGUUGUAAACGGUGGAUGGGCCUUAGGCUGUUGCCAACCAAGCUU
Molecule: messenger RNA, 2951 nt
Organism: Drosophila eugracilis
Lineage: Eukaryota; Metazoa; Arthropoda; Insecta; Diptera; Drosophilidae
Gene: Fs
Exons: 8
Coding region: 471-2822 (783 amino acids)
Molecular function (GO): protein binding
Source: RefSeq, a predicted model, not a curated record